This is a messenger RNA of Cyprinus carpio (common carp), 4676 nucleotides long. RefSeq names its product membrane-spanning 4-domains subfamily A member 4A-like. Bases 3752 to 4345 code for a protein of 197 amino acids. The transcript is spliced from 5 exons. The record is from RefSeq and is a predicted model, not a curated record. Gene Ontology annotation, cellular component: membrane. Lineage: Eukaryota; Metazoa; Chordata; Actinopteri; Cypriniformes; Cyprinidae.
UGUGAAUUACUGAUCACAUCUAAAUGUUUCAAUUGGCCAAAUUGAAUUUGUGUGAAUUGAAUUUUACAAAUUUAAUUAGGUCAGUUGAAAAAUUUAGAUAAAAUAUAUUGAGUUGGAGAGGUUUUAAAUUUUUUUUACACUAUAUAUAUAAAUCCAUCACAUCUUCUGUGGAAGUCAGCAGAGAAUCGAUUGUGAGGACACAGAGCCUCUUCAUGGGUGGUAUCGAUCUGCUCAACUUCUUAACAAAAACAAGUCCAGCUUUUGGUCCAGACACUGGUUCUAGUAUUUCCUGCCCCAGAAUUAUAUUUGGAGUGGUCAAUGCUUGCCUAUUAUUAAUAAAAGACUGCAAAGCCUUGGAAAAGCAAAGACUGAAAGGGGGAGACACAGUGAGGCACAGCUGACAGCCUCAUCCAGAUCAAUGCUCCAAUCUAUCAUGGUAGAGAGGUCAUUAGGUCCUAAUAUAAAAGAUGCCCAUUUGAUUUGAUUCACAUAUGACUAUGUGAUAUAUUAAAGGAAAAAAGAGAAAGAAAAAAUGUCUUUGCUUUUUUACAGUUGGGUAACAAAAUUCAAACAUGUGAAACAACUUAUGUUUUUUUGCACACAUUUUAUUUAGUCAAUAUUAAAAAAAGACAAACAAACAUUAGCAUUAGGUUACACAUAUUACUUUAUGUUAGAAGAAAAUAAAACAGAAUGUGAGAAGGAAGGAACUGAUAGUCAACAUUUGAAGUGGAUCAAAAAAAGUUCAUCAAAGUUGUCCUAAGACAAGAAACACAUUUUGAUUUUAGGUUUUAGGACAAAGGUUUUGAUCCACUUCAAAUGUUAGUGUACAUAUUAUGAUGAAAUGUUUUUAAAACCAACAAAAAUGCAUUAGAAAAAUCAAUAUUAGUCUUUUGAGGGUUGUCCUUGACCUUUCUUAUGUCACACUGCUUUACUGGGCACAAUGCUUUUUGGAGAAAAUGUUUAAUAAUUUAUACCACUGCAAAUACAGUUCAGUGUGUGCUUCUCUUUGGUAGAACAGCUUUCUGAAUAAUGCUUUCCUGUUUUAUAUAUACUGCGUAUGUAGUCAGCUGUGUGUGUGUGUGUGUGUGUGUGUGUGUGUGUGUGUGUGUGUGCGUGCGCGCUCGUGCAUGUUUACAAUUGACUUUAUCAUUGAUGAGAGUCUGCAAGUCAAUAGAGCUUAUUAAGAAAGCCAGACUCUCAGUCCUCGUUUAGAUUGAUUUGUGUUGCAGAAAGGGAGAAGGCUUGUGUGGAAGUAAUGAGCAACAAUAAUAAACUAUUACAUAAAAACUGAGUCAUUUGUUUCAGGAACAUUUAUGAAGAUAACACUAAAUGCCACAUGCACAAUCUCCCACUUUCAUCAGUAACAACAUUUACAUGAACAACAUGUUCAUGAAAAUGAGAACAGGAGCAAGAUGAUUUUUUCCCCCUCGGUAAACAAGGUAAAGAGUUGUAUUAUGUACCAUUUGCACAAACAUGCUUCUGUUUCAUGAGACUGCCUCAUUGAUGUAAUUUUAUUUUUAAUUUAAAAGUGCAUCAGAUUACUUAAUUUGUUGACUAUUUUAAAAUCUUUUUUGUAACAAUUAAAAAGUUGAAGUUGAAAAGUUUAAUUGUAAGGUUUACAUUUCAUCUCGGUGUCAGUACAUUUAUGUUCACUUGGAGAUUAUAGGCAUGUUUGAGAUCAGGAAUCAGAAUUCUGUGUGUUUAAUGAACAAGAAGCUGUCCCUGUGCAUGACAGGAAAACAUGUCAUCUGUAAGUGUUUGUGGUUUGUAAAUCAGCUUAUCUUCUUCUGCAUCCAUUCUCAGUGUUUCUGAGCAGCGUUUCAGUAAACAAAGUAUUACCUUUAAAAGUAAUACCUUUAAAAUAAAGUUCAAAAUUUGGCAUCAUGUGUAUGUUGCUCACGAGUUCUUAUGUAUCUUAUUCUAAAAUGUCAUUUGCUUCCAGUUUGGUCAAUGCUAAAAACAGAACAUAAAAAUUCUGCUUAAGUUAAGUCUUUAUGGUUAAAUAGCUUAAAUUAUACAAGGCAGCAAAUGUACGGCUAGCAAAAGGAAAUGAACUAAGGCAACCACAAAUGUUCCAUGGUAAACCACCUUCAACGUGAUUGGUGUGACACCAGAGCAGUCAUCUUGAGUUGUAAAAUAUAUACAUAUAAUCAGUCCCUGAAUUCCCAGGGAAUUGAACCCAUGAUCUUAACAUGGAUAGUGCCAUGUUCUACUGUUUGAGCUGCAGGAAUGCUAGAUUUCUAACAUUUUUCUUAGAACACCCCCCACCCCACCCCACCCACCUUUUGCUGUAAUAUGGUUGUUGAUAGAAUGAAAAGUCUGCUGUGAGUCUACUGUGGACUAAGUAACUCUGUGCCAAAAAUCUAAACACUAACAGAGCAAAGAAUGUUAUAUAUUGUGACUAGGAUUUUGAGCCAAUGAAACAAUUACUUAAAUGGAUUUAAUUUAGAAAUAAUUUCCUGUAUAUAUUUAAACAUGUAUCCUAGUGCUCUUAGAAGAGAUCGGAUUAUUCUUGCUAGUUUUCCAAAAACAAACCAGACAUUAUUUUAUUAUUAGUAUUAUUAUUAUUAUUGGCCUAUUUAAAUGCAUAUGUCUUAAUAUAUCAUAUAUCUUAAUAAUGCAUUCUAUUUAGCCAGGAGAAACAAAUAUUAUCUGUCAUCAGUUGCCAGUUAAUAUGCAAACAUUAUUUUUCACCAAAGUGCUUUGUGUUUUAAGACGAAGGUGGCCAUUAACAGAAAGUUUCUACUUAAAGCAAGCCCCUCCUUAACUGUUCUUUACAGAGUCAACACACACAAAGAUACAAAAAGAGUUCCCAGACAUAAACUAAUCUCAUUUUAGGUAAGAUAUUUUAUAAAUUGAUAUCAAUGUUCUUUUUUUGUAUUAUGUGUUUACUGAAUAUACAAUUUUUGAUACAGCCAUUUAUUUAUUAUUAUUAUUUUUUUUUUUUUUUAGACAAAAUAUCUUUUUAGUGUAAGUUGUUGCUCAUUUAUUGUGUGGUGCUAAAAACUCAUUUUAAAUGUUUUUUAAUUUGUUAGAACAUUAGGCUGGACAAAGGUAUCUUAGCAAAUUAGUUCAGUUGGAACAGUAAAAGAUUAAAAAAAAUAUUUGUUUAAGGGUAAAUUCCUUAUGCUAUGCAAUGAACUGUAAUAAAUCUAAUAUAGGACAUUUAAUGUAAUUUAAUAGUAAAAUACUGUUCAAUUUAUGUAAGUGAAAAUGACCAAGUCAUUCUAUAAUUUACAGACUGUUGAAAGACUUUUAAAUUAAAAUAAAUUGACAUUUGCAGAACUGCCUGUGACACUUCACAUUUGGUGUAUUUACAUUGAAAUUACUAUAUUUCCUAUUAGUUCUUCUUACAUAUUAUGUUACAUCUCAUGUUGUUAAAUUAACGUUUAUCACAUUUUUUUAAUUGUGUCAUCUGUUACCAUACUAUUUGUUAGUAUUUACCUCAGCUUUUGGAAAAUCUACUUGUGAUGAGCUUUGAUUCUUCAUGUGGCUUUCUCAUUACCUUCUCUGUCUUUGUUGGUUGCCAGUUUAUUGCAAAGAUAUGAAAUCAGAUAUGAAAUCAGUGGGCUGUUAUUUGUCUGUGUAUUCAUGUAUUUAUUUAUUUUCACAGUGUCUGAUUAACAGAGAUAUUUUUGUCCUCUUAAACUAGUUAUAAUUUCUCCUUUAUGCAAAGACCUUUGUUUACAUUUCUUAUUGAACUUGUACAAUAUAAACAUGCUUAUUGCAGAAAUCCAAAACUUUUCUAAGAAUGGAAAGCAGUAAGGUCGUCUCAACUGACAAACCUACAGUUUUCAUUGAAGUAAAUCCAAAGGUGAUACAAGAUACUGUUAUUUUUUUUGAUGGUCAUGAGGCCGGAGGAAAAAAUCACACUACGGUUCUUAAAGGAUUUCUCAAAGCACAACCAAAGGCACUGGGGACUGUCCAGAUAAUGAUUGGAGCGAUGGUCUUCAUACUUGGUAUUGUUCUUACCUCCAGUAUCUACAAUUAUACUGCAAUUCUUGAGUAUAGUGGCAUAAACUACUGGGGGUCCUUUAUUUACAUCAGUGCUGGCUGUUUGUCUGUGGCUGCGCAGAAUAAACAUCAUCCAUGUGUGGUGAAAGCAUCUCUUGGAAUAAAUGUGUUCAGUGCCAUAACUGCAGGGAUGGCCAUUCAUCUGAUGGGCAUACAGUUAGCAUUGAUAUCAAUGGAUAAUCCAAGUUUAUAUGUUGAGUAUUUUACUAUGAGGGUCACUGGAAUAUUGCUGGUGUUCACCAUUCCUCAGUUCAUCAUCUCCAUCUAUAUCUCAGCACUUGGCUGCAAAGCCGCCUGCAACAAAGACUCCACAGUGGUCAAUGUGCACUGAACUAGGUAAAGGAUUUAGUUGAGAUGACGCUAUUAUUGCUAUAACGAGCUUGGCAAUCAGUUUUAUCACAACAAUCAAUAAUUAUUUGUGUCAAUGUUUUUAGAGAACGAUACAGCUCCACUGAACAAGCAGAUUGAUAAAACUAGCAGAAUGUAAAGGAAAUAUAAAAUGGCCUGAAUGUUUCAUGGUAAACUGCUUUUAACCUUAGUGCAUAAAUUUCAUAUUGUAUGAAAUAGAUGAACUACUGUAUAAGUCAAUCACAACAUGCUUUAUUGUUUUUUCUUUAUAAUUUAUCAACUGUAUAAACUUUAUAAACUGUAUGGUGUAAGGU